This is a messenger RNA of Pieris macdunnoughi, 1098 nucleotides long. Lineage: Eukaryota; Metazoa; Arthropoda; Insecta; Lepidoptera; Pieridae. The record is from the annotation of a GenBank genome assembly.
AUGCAGUUCCUCUUCAUAAUUCUCCUUAUUACGUUGACAGAUUGUAAGAAAACGAAGCAAAAGCGAGCGUCCGUUGACACCUACAAUAAACACGAUGUAGACUUUGGUCACAUCUACAGAGAUCCAGAAAAAAACAGACAUUUAUUCGAAGGUGGUGAUAAAUUAAAUCUAGAAGAUGCAUACGCUAUGAGAGAGAACAUUCGAGACAUAGCCGGCAAAUACAUGCCACCACGGGACAAAAUGCUAUAUGAAAAAAUGAGAAAAGCAGAAGAAGGUGAAGUGAUGAGAAAUAACAGUGGUAAUCCGAUGUAUUAUAAUUUUGAAGCAAUAUUAGAUCGUAACCUAGCUCGAUCUUAUCCUAAACCACUUGUUAAGACUAUCCCACGCCCAGAAACACCAUUCACACGUAAACCGCAAAGUUUAAAUAUAGACGAGAUAGAAGAAAGAACAUAUAUGAUAAAAGAAUCUACGGAUAACUGGACUACUUGUGAGGAAUUCUCAAAAAAAGCCUUAUUUCAUCCUGAUGAUAUAGUGAAUUUGGAGUGGAUUCCAUUCUAUAUAUGGUCCUUAAGCAAUGUUCAAAAUGCAGACAUACACAGAUUUACAUAUCCUACUAAAAAGCUAGUGCAGAAAUUUAAAACGGAUUACGGCCCGCAUCUAACAGGAAUAGAGUGGAACCAGCCAAAGCUACUACUAAACGAUACCAGAGAGAUUUUACUAAUUGCGAAAGAUAGACGAGGUCUAUUUCAAGGUAUUGUCAAAACUGAUCUGCCGGAAUCGAUAAAAGGCACAAACAUAACGCUACCCGUCCUGAGUUUACGCAUAAAAAUACUGGAUCCUUUUCUGGCUCUGAUGUAUUGCGAUGAUAAGACCACAUAUGUCAUGGCAAUAUUUGGCGAAGAGCCACAAUCCGAUCCAGAAAAGAUAAAAGCGGCUUCAAUUUUGAACUUUAAAGGAAAGGGAAAACCAGUAUCUUCACGUGGACAUGAUACUUCGGCAAUAAGUAAUUUGGUUAAGGAGAAAUUUUUGGACGUAGAUCGACAAAUUGAAAAGGCGAAGAGUUUGAAACCUCCACGCUUUGAUUUAAGCAAGCUGUAA